AUGUCUGAUAUCGAAUUCAAAUACCACCCUGAAAAGAAGGCUACCAUUAUCACCGCUCCAUUUUCUGGAGGUCAACCAAAAUCUGGUGUUGAACUUGGUCCUGAAUAUAUUCUUAAAGCUGGAUUCCAAAAGCAAAUUGAAGAAUUAGGUUGGUCUGUCGAGAUCGACAAUGCCUUGGAAGGUACCACUUAUGAAAAUGAAAAAUCACAAUCAUCUGCUGAUGCCUAUGGUAUUAAGAAUGCUACCAUUGUAGGCGAAUGUUGUCGUAAGAUCCAUGAUUCAGUGAAGGGAGCUGCAAACAACAACAGAUUACCAAUUACCAUUGGUGGUGACCAUUCUAUUGGUGCUGCUACUUUAAGUGGUAUGUUAGAACAUGAUCCAAACACUUGUAUUUUAUGGAUCGAUGCUCAUGCUGAUAUUAAUACUCCAAAGACUACUGAUUCUGGUAAUUUACAUGGUUGUCCAGUUUCCUUCGUUAUGGGCUUGGAUAAGGAAACUUAUCCUGAAGCUUUAAAAUGGAUCCCAUCUAACUUGAAGCCAAACAAAAUUGCUUAUAUUGGUUUAAGAGAUGUGGAUGCUGGUGAAAAGAAAAUUUUAAAAGAAAAUAAUAUUAAGGCAUUUUCUAUGCAUCAUGUUGAUAAGUAUGGUAUUGGUAAAGUUGUCGAUAUGGCUCUUGAUGCUAUCAACCCAAAUAGAGAAUUCCCAAUCCAUUUAUCAUAUGAUGUUGAUGCAAUUGAUCCAUUAUAUGUUCCUGCUACUGGUACUAGAGUUGAAGGUGGGUUAACUUUAAGAGAAGGUUUAUAUAUUGCCGAAGCUGUGGCUGAAACUGGGUUGUUAUCUUCAUUGGAUAUUGUUGAAACUAACCCAUUGUUGGCUGAAAAUGAAAAUCAUGUCUUGGACACUGUCAGUGCUGCUUGUGCCAUUGGUAGAUGUGCUUUGGGUCAAACUUUAUUAUAA
[Candida] anglica is the source of this 957-nucleotide messenger RNA. Lineage: Eukaryota; Fungi; Ascomycota; Pichiomycetes; Serinales; Debaryomycetaceae. The record is from the annotation of a GenBank genome assembly.